This is a messenger RNA of Crotalus tigris (Tiger rattlesnake), 2532 nucleotides long. RefSeq names its product interacts with SUPT6H, CTD assembly factor 1 (gene IWS1). The record is from RefSeq and is a predicted model, not a curated record. Gene Ontology annotation, cellular component: nucleus. Gene Ontology annotation, biological process: poly(A)+ mRNA export from nucleus. The transcript has 15 exons. The coding region runs from base 16 to 2277 and encodes 753 amino acids. Lineage: Eukaryota; Metazoa; Chordata; Lepidosauria; Squamata; Viperidae.
ACGGCGCGCGGGUUGAUGGGAAGGUCGUGGAUACUGUUGCUUCCGGCUUUGAAACUGGAAGAAUUACAUAUGGAACACUUGGAAUAUGCUCCUGAGGAACUUAGUCUGAACCCUUUCCAAGGGGUCAAAGGAGAUGAUGGUGGAGCCACACCAGUACAGGAUGAGCGUGAUUCAGGAUCAGACAUGGAAGAUAACAGAAAUGAACAACACUCUGGAUCAGAGAAUGGAAGCAUAGGACAACAUUCAGAGAAUGAACUUAGUGAUGGGGAAGAUGACAGACAAACUCUAGAACAUCCCAUGACAGACUCAGAAAAUGAAGAUACACCGGGACAGAAACAUAGUGAUUCAGAAAAUGAGGAUGCCGUUAAUCAUAAUGGCAGUGACUCAGAAAAUGAAGGGGUUGAUGGAGAGAAAGACAGUGACUCUGAUAUGGAAGAUAAUCCUGUUCAACCUGCCAGUGACUCGGAGAAUGAGGAUGCUGUAAAUAAUCAGGCCAGUGAUUCUGAGAUAGAGGAGCCUCUGAAGGGCCAUGGCAGUGAAUCUGAAAAUGAGGAACCUCCGAAAAACACGGGCAGUGAUUCUGAACAUGAGAGUGUGCAUAAAAGGCAUGGAAGUGAUUUAGAAAAUGAAGAGCCUCAGAAACAUCCAGCCAGUGACUCGGAAAUUGAGGAGCAUGCAAAAAACCAUGACCCUGAUUCAGAAAAUGAGACAGUGCAAAAACCUCUUGCCAGUGACUCUGAAAAUGAGGAGCAAAAGGUCCAGUCCAGUGACUCUGAAUGUGAAGAUCCCCCCAGAAAUAAAAAGAACAUAGAGGUAGGUGAUAGUGAUGGAGAAAAUAAGAAGGAAGAGGAACUGGUGAAUAGCGCCCAGCUUUCAGAUAGUGAUGUUGGAAAGAGGCUACAUGGCUUUGACAGUGAAGAAGAAGGAAGUCCCAAAAAACAGAAGAUAGACAGUGAUGAAGAAGAUGGAAAAGAGGAGGAGAAAUUGGCCAAAAGGAAAGCUGUUGUGCUCUCUGAUAGUGAAGAUGAAGAAAGAACACCUGCAAAAAAGAGCCGUGUUAUCUCUGAUGGUGAUGAAUCAGAUAGUGAUGCUACCACAGGGAAAUAUGAAAAGCAAAAGAAAUCUAUCGCUUCUGAUAGCGAGGAAGAUGAUGAUAAGGAUGACAGUGGAAAGAAGAAAGAAGAAAAAGAUCUUUUUGGAAGUGACAGUGAGUCAGGAAAUGAGCAAGAAAACCUCAUAGCAGAUAUAUUUGGAGAAUCUGGAGAUGAGGAAGAAGAGGAAUUUACAGGAUUUAACCAAGAGGAUUUGGAAGAGGAGAAAGCAGAAAGAAAAGAAGUAGCAGAAGAAUCAGAUUCUGAUGACAAUAUCAGAAGAGGAAAACAUAUGGACUUCAUGUCAGAUUUUGAUAUGAUGUUACAACGGAAAAAGAGCAUGAGUGGCAAACGCCGGCGCAAUCGUGAUGGCGGGACAUUCAUUAGUGAUGCCGACGAUGUAGUCAGUGCUAUGAUCGUUAAGAUGAAUGAAGCCGCAGAGGAGGAUAGACAGUUGAAUACACAGAAGAAACCAGCACUAAAGAAGUUAACUUUACUUCCAACUGUAGUCAUGCAUCUUAAAAAGCAGGACUUGAAGGAAACUUUCAUUGACAGUGGUGUAAUGUCAGCCAUCAAAGAGUGGCUUUCUCCAUUACCAGAUCGGAGUCUUCCUGCCCUGAAAAUUCGAGAGGAGCUUUUGAAGAUUUUGCAAGAGUUACCUAGUGUGAGCCAAGAGACCUUAAAACACAGUGGGAUUGGAAGAGCAGUGAUGUAUCUCUACAAACACCCAAAGGAAUCACGGUCCAACAAGGAUAUGGCAGGAAAGCUAAUUAAUGAAUGGUCCCGGCCCAUUUUUGGUUUAACAUCAAACUAUAAGGGAAUGACCAGAGAAGAAAGAGAACAGAGAGAUCUGGAGCAGAUGCCUCAACGAAGGCGAUUGAGCAGCUCUGGUGGUCAGACACCUCGCAGAGACUUGGAGAAAGUAUUAACAGGAGAGGAAAAAGCUCUCCGACCUGGUGAUCCAGGAUUUUGUGCUCGUGCCAGAGUUCCAAUGCCCUCCAAUAAGGAUUAUGUAGUGAGGCCAAAAUGGAAUGUGGAAAUGGAGUCCUCUCGGUUCCAGGCAAGUUCCAAGAAAGGGGUCAGUCGCCUGGACAAACAGAUGCGGAAGUUCACAGACAUCAGGAAAAAAAGCAGAACAUCCCAUGCUGUAAAAAUCAGCAUCGAAGGAAAUAAAAUGCCAUUGUGACCUUCCGCAGAAUCACCUUUGAUGACUCCUGUAUAGACUCUCAGAAGAUGUCCACAUUUUUUUAAGAAACAAACUUUGGGGGUUUUAAGUGCAUCUUCAAAUUGUUGGUUCAGCUGAUUGUAAUACAUGUAGAGUUAUGAACCCUGGGACAUUGUUCAUUAUGGUUUUAUUUAACCCUGACUUCUCGUCUCCUUUGUACAGACAAAACCUUGUAUUGCUACAAAUCUCGUACAUUAAAAUCUGUUUCUGAGGUGG